Odocoileus virginianus texanus is the source of this 1189-nucleotide messenger RNA. The record is from RefSeq and is a predicted model, not a curated record. Lineage: Eukaryota; Metazoa; Chordata; Mammalia; Artiodactyla; Cervidae.
AAAACCUCCGUCCUUCCUGGGGAAUCCAGGCUUGCUUAGUUGCCUCCUUAGGUGACCAACAGAAGUUGAGAAAGAUGGAUAAUUGUGGAUGAACUGACUGACUGGACAGUUAUGGACUCAGCACCUACUAUGUGCCAGGCACGCUGACUUUGGAAGACACGGACAUCACGUUCUUUCAGGAGGGACAUACAAUAAACAAAGAAGAAACAUCAGCUGGUGCCCACCCAUGAGUGGUUCUCACUCCCAUUUCACAGAGGAUGGCAGCUGAUGUCCCAGGAGAGAGGAUGCUGGCUUAAGUCCUUCAGGAAGUCACUGGAGGAGUCAGCAUUCCAAGCUAACCCAUGGACACCAAGAUAUGGACGCAGAGAGGGAAGCCCUACAGAGCACCGCCUACCCUGAAGUGCAGACCUUCUGCCAGAAGCACGGCCUGAUGUUCGAGGUGGUUGACCUGCGGUGGGGUAUUCGGGACACCGAGGCCACUGACCGCAUGACCACGGAACUGUGCUUGGAGGAGCUUGACCGGUGUCAGAAAACAUCCAUAGGGCCAGCUUUUGUUGCCCUCGUGGGUGACCAGUACGGCCCCUGCCCCGUCCCCACGCGGAUCGAGGAAAAGGAGUGGGAGGCGCUGAAGGCUCAGCUGACCGCCAGGCCCCGCGACCUGGAGCUGGUGGCACAGCGCUUCUGGAGGGACGAGAACGCGGUGCCCCCCGCCUACCUGCUGCAGGCCCUGGGCCCUGGGGAGGCCUCUGGGCCCGAGGAGGCCGCCCUGAUCUCUGCAUUGCGCUCCGGAGCCCAAGAGGCCCUCAGGCUGGGGCUCAUCAGCCAGGAGCAGUGGCAUCGCUACUACCGGUCAGGUGAGGCUGCCCAGACUCCCCUCGGGGUCCCCGGGAAACGCCCAGGUGUUCAAAAUGCACAUCACGCUUUAGCCAAACACCACUGCUUGCAUUUCUAUAAAUGCCAAACCAACCUAGCUCCCGGAGUCAUUGAGUGGGAAAUAGAACGGGCCUUGCUGAACUCAACAUUUGGGGACCACGGGGCAACCGUCUUCCUGAGAGAGAUCCAAGACCUCAAUAAGCACAUCCUGGAAGACUGUGCCCUCAAAAUGGUGGACCGUCUUGCAGAUGGUUGCCUGGACACAGAUGCCCAGAACCUUCUCAGCAACCUCAAGGAGCGCAUCGCUGACCUAUGA